AUGGAAGAACAAGACGCGGAUUUCAGACAUAUUUUAUUGUAUUAUUUCCGAAAAGGCAAGAACGCAUCGCAGGCAUACAACAAGUUAUGUGCAGUGUAUGGGAAUGAAGCCUUGAAAGAAAAGCAGUGUCAAAAUUGGUUUGCCAAAUUUCGUUCUGGUGAUAUUUCACUGAAAAAUGCUCAACGAUUUGGCCGCCCAGUUGAAGUUGACGAGACCCAUAUCAAGCUCGGCUAUGUCAAGAAACUGGGUUUAUGGCUCCCUCAUCAGCUUAAGGAAAUUCAUUUGACGCAACGCAUUAGCAUCUGCGGUUCGCUUCUAAAACGCAACGAAAUUGAUCCAUUUCUGAAACGACUGAUUGCUGGCGACCAAAAGUGGAUAGUUUAUAACAACGUUAAUCGGAAAAGAUCGUGGGUGAUGCAAGAUGAACCAGCCCAGACGACACCAAAAGCUGAGAUUCACCAAAAAACGAUUAUACUAAACCAAACGAUUAAUCCAAACGUGUACGUUCAACGACUCGCCAAACUGAGCGAUGCAGGUCAAGAAAAGCGGCCAAAAUUGGCAAAUCGUAAGGGUGUUGUUUUCCAUCACGAUAAUACAAAGCCCCACAGAUCUUUGGUCACUGACCACAAAUUAUUGGAACGAGGUUGGUUUGUGUUGUCACAACCACCAUAUAGCCCUGACCUUGCGUCUUCAGAUUACCAUUUAAGGAGUUCCAUGCAGAACUCCUUAAAUGGUAAAAUUUUUAAUGACGCUGAUGAUGUGACAUCACAUUUAAUUCAGUUUUUUGCUGGCAAAAAUCAGAAGUUUCAUGAACAUGGAAUUAUGACACUGCCUGAAGAUGGCAAAAGGUCAUCGACAAAAACGGACAAUACCUAA
This is a messenger RNA of Bombus pyrosoma, 876 nucleotides long. Its product is annotated as histone-lysine N-methyltransferase SETMAR-like. The record is from RefSeq and is a predicted model, not a curated record. The transcript is spliced from 3 exons. Gene Ontology annotation, molecular function: nucleic acid binding. Lineage: Eukaryota; Metazoa; Arthropoda; Insecta; Hymenoptera; Apidae. The coding region runs from base 1 to 876 and encodes 291 amino acids.